Messenger RNA from Tetranychus urticae (two-spotted spider mite), 1252 nucleotides. It is a transcript of the gene Naa40, whose product is annotated as N-alpha-acetyltransferase 40. NCBI's taxonomy places the organism in Eukaryota, Metazoa, Arthropoda, Arachnida, Trombidiformes, Tetranychidae. Gene Ontology annotation, molecular function: histone H4 acetyltransferase activity; histone H2A acetyltransferase activity; protein N-terminal-serine acetyltransferase activity. The record is from RefSeq and is a predicted model, not a curated record. Gene Ontology annotation, cellular component: nucleus.
UUUAAGAAUUGGUGCAAAAUUUGAAAAAUUGAAAUUACAUGUGUGUGACUGAAAAUUGAAAAUUAUUUGUUAUUUAUGAUUAAUCUGAAUUUACUUAUUUUUCUCUGAACAGAAUUGUAUUCCUAAUUUUCUAAUUUGUGCCAUGCCACCUAAUAAAAGUAAAAUAAGUCGCGGUGAUGCUCUCAAAAAGGUUUAUUCAAACCGUAUUCAGAAGGCUUAUGAGACAAGUGAUCAUCUCAACUUAAUUGACCAACAAUUAUGUACUCGUUUAAGUGGCUAUUCCUUAAAGUUAUAUCGUUCAACUGAAAUAGACAAAGAAUAUUUUGAAUGGAUGAUUAAUCUAAUUCAAACAAAUAUGGAAAAUUUUUAUAAAACAUGUGCCUGGGGUUGGAACAAGAGCCAAAAAGAGAAAGAAUUAAAACAUGCAAAAGCUAUGAUCCUCAUUGCUAUCAAUUCAGAGAGCAACAAACCAGUUGGAUUUACUCAUUUUCGUUUCGAUUAUGAUGAAGACGGUGCUCGAGGUGUUAUCUAUUGCUAUGAACUUCAAAUUGAGGCGGACUAUCAGCGUAAAGGAUUGGGUGCUUGGUUAAUGGAUGUUUUAUCGGCGUUCUGUAUAAAAUUUGAGUUCCCUAAAUUGAUGUUAACUUGUCUAAAACACAAUCGUCAAGCAAUGAAUUUUUAUCGUAAUAAUCGUGAAUUCAUGAUUGACCGUCGAUCACCAUCUAAAUGUGGAGAGAACACCUGUUAUGAAAUUUUAAGUAAAAAGAUAUUACCAUCUUAACACGGAAUGUUUAUCCAUCAUUUGAUACAAAAACCUUUGUACUUCUCAUAGCAUCAUUCAAACAGAGACAAUCCAUCAGCCAAAUAGCAAUUGUAAUAGUGGAGACGAAACAUACUCUUAAGUUUUUUAAAUAAAUUUCGUAAUUAAGCAAAUUAGCCUCAAACUUUGACGUUUUGAAAUAACUGAAUCCAUUCUGUGUUCAACUUCAUAUUCAAGUGUUUCUUCCUAUGUUUACUCUUCAACAUCUCCUUGUCCUUUCACUAAUUUAAAUAUUGAACGAUGAUCUGUAUAAAAUCAGCAUCAGCAUGAACCUGGCCUAAGGUAGUUCCUAAAGCUGUAAGACAUCAGGAUUUAAUCCACAUCAAGACCUAAUUUUUGAUUUUUAAGCGACUGAUGCUUCUGGCUUUAAUUACUUAUAUUUCUACAUUUUUGUAUACUUGAGUUCACUCGAUAAAGAGAUAUUUUGAUCGA